GGUAGCUUAGCAUCACAUGCCCGCUCACACGGAAAACAAGAUCUUUCAGAUUUACUGUCUGAUUCCCUUGCAAUUGCAGAAUCCACACAGUCAAGCAAAUUUUAAUGACAGAAGGGAAACGCCAUGAAUCGGUUCUUGAUUAUCGUGCUUUUGGUCUCAUCAAUCCACGAUUUUAUCGCGGCGGAGUGUCACUGUAACACCACUAGUGCCUGCACCGUGUUCCCCUCUACCCCUUGUAGCCAGGUGGGCAGUGCAGACAGAUGUCAGGAGGGGUGGUUUGGUCCGUACUGUCAGAAACAAAAUGUUGCCAGAGGAAGGCCUGCCAACCAAACAAGUACCUACAGUGAAAACAAAUGGUGGCUAGCUCCCAGAUAUUAUUUCAACGCAGAACACGCUGUAGAUGGCGGGGUUAAUACAAGUUUCAACAGCAAGCCAUAUACAUGUUCUCACACAACGCAACAAAUGCUCCCUAUGUGGACCGUGUACCUGAACACGUCCAGUACGGACAGGAUUCACCACAUUAAACUUUAUCUGCGUCGUGACUUUAGAGCUCGAGACGAAGGCAUGCAGAUACUUGUGGGUGAACAAAUGUGCUACAACUGGUCACAGAAUGUCACUCCUCCGUCAGUCGUUGACGUUACCUGUCGACAACCUCUCGCGGGAAACAAGGUCACCAUACAAAUACCAAGAACAACCUUCAUGACUCUGUGUGAGGUGUUGAUAUUUGUUUGUAGUGACGGCUGGUUUGGAGAUGACUGUGAACAAGAGUGUAAUUGUCUUAAUAGCACAGAAAUAUGUGACAAGAUUACUGGCGCGUGUUCAAGUGGUUGUCGCCCAGGGUUUACUGGUACAGAUUGCCAAACACACUGCAGUGACGGCUGGUUUGGUGACGGCUGUAGAGAACGAUGCAAUUGUCUCAAUAGCACAGAAACAUGUGACAAGAUUACUGGCGCGUGUUCAAGUGGUUGUCGCCCAGGGUUUACUGGUACAGAUUGCCAAACACUCUGCAGUGACGGCUGGUUUGGUGACGGCUGUAGAGAACGAUGCAAUUGUCUCAAUAGCACAGAAACAUGUGACAAGAUUACUGGCGCGUGUUCAAGUGGUUGUCGCCCAGGGUUUACUGGUACAGAUUGCCAAACACUCUGCAGUGACGGCUGGUUUGGUGACGGCUGUGGAGAACGAUGCAAUUGUCUUAAUAGCACAGAAUCAUGUGACAAGAUUACUGGCGCGUGUUCAAGUGGUUGUCGCCCAGGGUUUACUGGUACAGAUUGCCAAACAUCAUGUAAUGUCGGAAUGUAUGGCGUAAACUGUACGUCAGAAUGCCGGCAUUGUCUGAACUCUAAAUGUGACAACAGGGACGGAACCUGCAUUGACGGCUGUAUUGGAAAUUUUUCAAUGCCAUUUUGUCAGGACUGCCUCUCAACUCACUACGGAGAAGCAUGUAAUGAAACAUGUGGCAAGUGUCAGGGUAAUACUCCAUGUGAGAGAUUGUCUGGAGAGUGUUCUGAGGGUUGUUUAUCGGGCUAUGACCAAACAGAUCUUCUCUGUCGGACGGACGCUCAAUCACAGUCUCCUGUUGCUGUGAUCCCGAUGGUUGGAGGAGGAAUAGCAGUAAUGUUGGUCAUCGCUGCUUUUGUAGCAGCAGUCGUCAUCUACAGAAGAAGACGGAGAAUAACUGAAGACACAGGAGAACCAGAAAUACAUAAUAGCGAGCGUCUGCACUCUCAAUAUGACGUGAUUACAAUGGUGGAAAGUUCAACUUCUGGCGAACAAUCGCAUGAACAUGUAUAUGAGCAACUCCUGGAUGAUGGGCAUGCUGGGGCAUUGUAUGAACCUCCGCUGGAUCAUGGAUCUGGUAAGGUAUUACCAAGACCUCUACUUGGUGAUGACCCUUCUUGGGCAAACUCAGGACCUCUACUAGAUGCUGAUGACGAGGACGCCAUGUUUUCUGUGGAAACUGAUGUAGACGUAGAUACCGAGGCAGCUGCUACUUACUACAACUGGAUACCUCCUCAUAUGAUGCUGGAUAAACUGCCCCAGUGCAUCAUGGAUAAAAAGAAGAAAUCAUUUGAAGUAGAAUUCCAGGCCAUUCCUUAUGGGGCAAGGCGAUCCCAUGUGGUUGGAAAGAGACCAGAAAACAAGAAGAAGAACCGCUUUGUCGCCCUGUAUUCUUAUGAUCACUCGAGAGUGGUGCUGACGGAAGGGGCUGACGACUAUAUCAACGCUAACUACAUCAAAGGACACGAUGACAAUCCAAAGUACAUAGCAGCACAAGGCCCAACACCUGUUACGAUCACUGACUUCUGGCAGAUGAUAUGGCAAGAGAAUGUCACGGAAAUCGUCAUGUUGACAAACCUGAUGAUGAAGAACAAAAAAAGGUGUGAACAAUACUGGCCUGCUGAAUACGAGAGUGACUGCUAUGGAGACUUCAGCAUAACCAACAAGAAGGCAGUCGCGAGAGCUGACUACACCACAUCAACCUUUCUGGUUCGAAAAUCUACUGAAGAGAGAGUAGUGAGACAUUUUCACUUCACCUCUUGGCCAGACCAUGGUGUCCCCUCCGCCCCAGCCCUCGUCAGCUUCUGGAGAAUGGUCAAACAGGAAGGCGCGAAAGGCAGACCCAUGGUCAUUCAUUGCAGCGCAGGUGUUGGCCGGACAGGGACAUUCAUUGCUCUUGAUCAUCUGAUGGAGGAGGCUGAGAAUGAAAACAAAGUCAACGUGUUUAUGUGUGUUGGCAAGAUGAGAGAAGACCGGAUGAACAUGGUCCAAACAGUGAGCCAGUAUGAGUUCGUGCACGAUGUUGUGUUGGAAGCAAUUCGUAGUCGGGGAACGUUCUUCACGUCACCGGAGUUCGAAAAGGAAUUUGGUCAAGGGGAGACCUUUACUGAACCACAGGAAACCAAACUGAGAAAACAGUUUCAGUUACUGCAAGAAAGUACAUCCAGGCUGUCAGAGGAGACAGUGUCGACAGCUCUUCUACCUCAGAAUGCUGCUAAAAACAGGAGCCGAACUAUUCUUCCAGGAAACAAGACGAGGCCUCAUCUGACCACACGGGUUCACCAGCGCAAUAACUACAUUAAUGCUGUAGUUUUGUCUUCUAUACUCCGGCCCAGCAGCCUGAUAGUCACCCAGACGCCCCUGCCAGACACCGUGGUGGACUUCUGGAGACUGGUGUACGACCAUGACUGCUGCACAGUUAUCUGCCUGGAUGACUCUAAGGAGGUAGAGAACGUGUACCCUAAAGAAAACCAAAACUUCAAGAAAGGACCGUUCACUAUUGUACUUGAGAAGGAGAAUUCAAACAGGGAGGAUUACAGAGAGAGAAGCCUGACCGUUCUGCAUGACAAGGAGGGUUGUGAGCGAUCCGUCGUCGUGUUCAGUCUCAAGUCUCUGGACAUGAUGUCCCACCCUGCCACACUACUGGAGCUGGUCAACAGCGUGCACAUGGUCAUCACUUCCGCCGAUCACAAAGUCCUUGUCCACUGCCAUGACGGCGCCAGUGUGAGCGGCGUGUUCUGCAGUGUCCUCAACAUCAUCAGCAGACUGAGGCUGGACAGAGACGGGGACAUCUUCCUCUCCAUCAGGGAACUGCAAUGUGUCAGACCUCAGUUCAUACAGUCCUUUGAGGAUUACCAACUGUGUUACAGCAUCGUGAAGGAAUACAACCGCGACGCCAGCUUCUACGCCAACGUGUGACGAGUACGACAACGUACGACGAGUACGACAACGUACUAGUAUGUGCCAUGACAUUUUCCGACCGCUUGAACAUGACGAUCGCCCUCCUACAAGAUUGCAUGCCGAUCUUAUCCACAGUACGAAGUGUUAAAAACUAUGUCUGUUUUAUGGUUGAUCAAACUUAAGGAAAGUUUUAUUUCUCUACAAUCGUGUGAAAAACAAUGCAACGACUGUUUGAAGAGGUGAACUACAUUUGUUGUAUAUUUGAUUACAUUUAAUGUGUUUUUUUUUAUUCCUCUGUAAACAAAGUAAUAAUAUCGUGUAAACAUCACGAUAAAUGUUAUUACAAGAGCAAGCCUAAUGUCAGCCUCGUUGGUCAAAAUUCAUUUAAUGUCCCUGUGAAUAUAUUUUUAAUGGACAUGUGUCGCGUAUUGUUUUGUAGGUAGCACGUACUUCACCCCACCCAACAUGUAUACCAUGCAAAACAUUGAUGUUACAUAUAAGUUUUUUAGUCCAGACAAGAUUUUCCACGUCAUUGUAUAUAGUACUGUAUAUCAUAGUGAAGACAAGGAUUUUUUACUCUACUCCUCCACCACUGUCAUCAAAGGUUAAAUAUACCCUCCACUACUCUCUAUGAUUCACUUGUUUCUCCAUGAAAUCACAGAGCACAUAAUAUGUAUCGAUGUUUACAUGCAAUUAAAAUGUAUAUAUAAGGCGUCUUACUUUGUUGGGAA
Molecule: messenger RNA, 4409 nt
Organism: Haliotis rufescens (red abalone)
Lineage: Eukaryota; Metazoa; Mollusca; Gastropoda; Lepetellida; Haliotidae
Exons: 29
Coding region: 124-3696 (1190 amino acids)
Biological process (GO): protein dephosphorylation
Molecular function (GO): protein tyrosine phosphatase activity
Source: RefSeq, a predicted model, not a curated record